GUAGUCGUACAACGGUGAACUCCACACAAUUUAUUUGUAUCUGUAUUGCCUUCGGUACAUUACAUCCACCCGUCUUUCCUUUGCCAUUCCACUGCAAUGUUAUGGAGUCCCCCCAUAUUUCUGCAGAUGAUGCUCCCCUAUCGGAGGUUCAUGGCCUAUUAGUGAUGUCUCCACUCCCGCCCUCCUCACCGCUCACUCCCUCGCCUCCGUCACCCGAAUGGCCGCCUUCCGUGCUCCCGUCAAUUCCGCGCGGAACUGUUCCGAAUUCGACUGGCGAAAACAAUCCGACAGGCGGGCUGUCAUUGCUUGUCGGUCCACACAUUGCGGCUGACAUUGGAGUCCCAACUGCUUCUCCUAUCCCUGAGUAGUAGUGGUCCCAUCUGGUCAUCCCCAAUCAAUGGGAAGACUCACGAAAUUCGGAAAAUGCAGCGUCGUGCGAAAGGCUUGAAGCAACGCAAUGGUACGUUGCGACAGCAGCGAGAGGAUCGCAAACAUAGGCACGGCCACGAUCUUGCUGCUGCAAACACAAGCUUUGGCACCGAGUCCAACGCCAGCAGCAGUCGAUUGCCUGCAAAUGAAGAUGGACCGCAAGUGGCAGCUGCAUCCCGCCGGCCGCGCGAAGAAGUGCUUGAUGAAGUCCUAUCCAUCCUUAGAGCAGAGGGGUACACCUGGGGCGAUCUUGUGCUCUACCUCUCUGACCCAGCAUCAAAGAGAGGCGAUGAGCGGUACGAGGGCAUGUUCGACAUUCCGGGACGCAUCGAACAAGUGCUUACCUAUUGGACGUCGUCGCGCAACAGCCCUACAGGUCGUCAAGCGGUGCAUGUGUGGGCUUUGGACUAUGUCGAGAAAGCCAUCCGGCGAGAAGGAACUCGGGCCACCAAAGACGGUGUCCUGCAGUCGCGGAAAAUGGUGGUGGAUGACGGAUUCCUGUCAAGAUUCAAUCUGUCCAAGAUCUACGACCGCCUCACCGCCCUGUGUCCCAUCAUGACUAGCCUGUUGAGGGAGUUCUCAACCACAGCUCGACAGCGGAGGUUGCGCACCAAUACUUCCGCACAUCGCAAUGAUCUGCGUGUUGGUACUGCUCUGAUGGGUCUCCUAGCUGAGCGCAGUCAGCAGAACAGUUACGGGCGGCACGUACUUGGCCUGUACCUCUAUGCGACAGGCGCGCAGCGCCAGUGUAUCAGCAUUCUCUCGCAUCUGGGCAUAUGCAGCAGCUAUACUGCCAUCGCAGGGACGCCAGGUUCAAGAACCGCUGCCAUGUUGAAGUCGCAGGUGAACGGUGCCGAGGACAGCUCAGAUGAAGAGUCAGAGAAAGCUGAGGGUUCAGACUCCGGUUCCGAGUCAGAGUCGUCAUCUGAAUCCAGUUCUGACAACAGUACAAGCAGCGGCGAAGUUGAAGGAGCGCGGAGCAUGCCAGUGGUACCACAGCUACAGAGUGUUCGGGAUCCCGACGGCAUAGACGAGGAAGAACCCGAUGAAGGCAUUCAAGGCAGCGACAUCAGCCUUGCCGCAGAACUCAAGCGACUAGGCGCAGGCCUCCUCCGGCGUUUAUCUGAGGCCUGUCGCUGGAAAACGCGUGCAUUAGCCCUUGCUCAGGAACUCGCCCAUGUUUACGACAACAUCAACUGGAUCCUGCGUGCGGCUGAGCAGACUGUGGGCCACAAGGAUUCUAUCGAAAACGGCACCUGCGCAACAGUCUUCCCACUCCAUGAUGCCCCGCGUACUGCCAUGCGCACAACCGAUUUCCUUCACGCCUUCGAGACGGCUCCUCCUCUCUCACUAGACGACAUUCUCCUGGAUCCAACCGAGAUGCAGACUUUCAACAAGAUGCUUGAACACGCUGUUCUGCGCAUCAUAGUAUCGAACGGUGGUCCUGCAUUCGCCCGUUUCACACCCGACGUCGAUGAAAGCCUCGUCUCUACCUCAGAAUGCAUCGUGCUUCGCAAGACAGAAGUAUAUCCGCUCCGAGCGAUGAACAUUGAGGAGGCCAGCAUCAAGGGCAAUGCAGAGGUCAUGGAGGCAAUGUUCCGUGAGCUCGGUCACGAUCUAGAGUCCACUGCCUUCACCGAAACAGUCAAGCUCGUCUUCGGAGACCAGCUCUCGGUUGCCCGUCUUCGAGCCGUCAUCAGCAAUCGCGCUGGUCACGACUCGCUCUCUCAAUCCAUGCUUUUCGCGGCGUUUGCCCCCGGUUUCUUUCACUAUCAGAUGGCAGCAACAUACGGGUUCCUCGAGACUCACUGGGGCAACCCUCAUCUCGGCCACCAUGAUCCCGCGUGCCUCUCGUGGCAUAAUACGGUGCUCGAUCGUAAGCCGUUCCUUCUGACCAACCGCCCACCAUAUCGCGUUGCGCGAGACCUCAUCUUCCAUUCCUUGUACGGUCGCCUGAUUCAUUGCCUCGAGCUUGUCACUGGCUGCGAUAGCCUUGACGAAUACGCGGAGAAUGUUACAUUCGAAGACUUGCAGGCGCACGUCACAGAACUUGUAUCCCGGUUUGUCAGCGCGAGCGUCGUGUCCCAGCUCCGCAGCGCACGCACGCGAGAACUCCUGACAGUACAACGGGACAAUACCUCGGACCCUGAUGCGCAACCUCAUGUUCCGCGCCAAGGUGACAUGGUCUUCGAGAAUGCCAGCCUCUUCCUUCGAGACGCGCUCAUCCUCCGAGAGUUCGCUGACGCAAUCAAGGCUGGAGACUCAGGCCGGAUCGUCAUUGUGCUCAAGGUAUUGGCACUCAGCUACCGAGGGAGUGGCCGAACGAAGUACGCUCAGGAGGCUCUGCACGUCAUACACAAUCUGACGCAUGUGUGGCCGAAACCGUUACGCGCGAUCAUACUGAACAAUUGGCUCGUCAAUACAACGGGGAAACCUAAUCAUUGGUAUCCCGUUGAUCUACUACAAGAGCAUAACAUUUUCUGGACGAAGACAAUCUACAACGCGCAGGGCAGCGGAGCCUCAUGGGACUGGCUGGAGAUGAUCUCCCCCUGUAUCAACUCCCUGCGACACCUUGUGACAUCAAUGAACGAUGCCUUAGGAUCGCGCCUAGGUACCACGCACGCCGCACCCGACCUCCGACGCGACAUCGAAGAACUUCGACGAUCACUCACAGAUGCUAAUGUCUACAAGGUGACACCGGGACGCACUAUUGACGGCGACAAGGCUGUCGUGCCCAAUGUCAUCACAAGCGGGGUGACGCAGCUUGCGGGACCGCUCAGGGAAUACAACGCGAUGUUCGCCCGGAUGAAGAAACGCCGUCGACGAACAUCGCCUCUAGUGGGCGGCGCGAACAGCGCUUCUGCUGCGCGGGUCCAUUCGACAAGUGGCGGUUCGGCCGCGGUACACGCUGAUGCUGAUGAAGACAUGAUAGACGUGGAGGAGAUGUCGGAUUGCGAGGAUGGGGAGGACGAGGAGGAGGUGGAUGACACGGAACACUGGCUAGAGCACGAACAAUUUUUCACAUUGGAUGAAGAGGGCGACGUAGACCCGUAUCUUGACUAAUUCACGAGAUGUACUGCAACCAAUGAUGAGUUAUGCAUGACCGAAAA
Messenger RNA from Rhodofomes roseus, 3539 nucleotides. RefSeq lists its product as uncharacterized. NCBI's taxonomy places the organism in Eukaryota, Fungi, Basidiomycota, Agaricomycetes, Polyporales, Fomitopsidaceae. The record is from RefSeq and is a predicted model, not a curated record. The transcript has 7 exons. The coding region runs from base 424 to 3492 and encodes 1022 amino acids.